GCGGAUGCGGACACCGGAAGUGAACGUCAUCGACACAGUAACGGACCAAAAUAAGCAGCGGCAGCGCAGAAAGACAGCCGCUUCUUGAGAGGAAAAUGUCGUUGCGGGUUUUAUCCGAGCUUCUGGGAUGAUCUGUGUCUUCAGAGGUCGUUUCGAGGCAUUGCGGAGGCUGUCGUGUUGCUAGAUGGAGUCUGAGCAGCUGUUCAACAGAGGCUUCGGCAGGAACAGCUACAACAGCAUCACCAGCGCCAGCAGCGACGAGGAGCUCCUCGAUGGUGCCGGCGUCAUCAUGGACUUCCACACCACCGAGGACGACAACCUGCUCGACGGGGACGCUUCUCCAGGGUCGAACUACGCCAUGUCUAAUGGAGGGGGCGGAGCUGGGGCCAGUAGCUCCACCCACCUGCUGGACCUGCUGGAGGAGCCCAUUCCAGGCGUGGGAACCUACGACGACUUCCACACCAUCGACUGGGUCAGAGAGAAGUGCAAAGACCGAGAGCGACACCGCAAGAUAAACAGUAAAAAGAAGGAAUCGGCAUGGGAGUUCACCAAGAGUCUGUACGACGCCUUCUCUCUCUCACACACACACACACACACACACAUUCCCUCAGGAGCGUUAGCCGGAGUGAUCGACAUCGUGGCCGACUGGAUGAACGAUCUGAAGGAGGGCGUGUGUCUCAGUGCCAUGUGGUUUAAUCACGAGCAGUGCUGCUGGGACUCCAACGAGACCACCUUCGCCGAGAGAGACAAGUGUCCUCAGUGGAAGACGUGGGCCGAACUCAUUCUGGGGCAGGCCGAGGGUCCCGGCUCCUAUAUAAUGAACUACUUCAUGUUCACGUUUUGGGCGCUGUCCUUCGCCUUCCUGGCUGUGUCUCUGGUGAAGGUGUUUGCGCCGUACGCCUGCGGCUCUGGAAUACCUGAGUGGUAAUCGCUCAUAGAUAAUGUGCAUGGCCUUAGUCUGGGGAAGGAAGGUCCGCUGGUCCACGUGGCCUGUUGCUGCGGAAACAUCUUUUCCUACCUCUUCCCCAAAUACAGCAAAAACGAGGCCAAGAAAAGAGAGGUUUUGUCGGCGGCGUCGGCUGCCGGUGUGUCUGUGGCUUUCGGGGCUCCUAUCGGAGGAGUUCUGUUCAGUCUGGAGGAGGUGAGCUAUUAUUUCCCUCUGAAGACUCUGUGGCGCUCAUUCUUCGCGGCUCUGGUGGCGGCGUUCGUGCUGCGCUCCAUCAACCCGUUCGGAAACAGUCGUCUGGUGCUGUUUUACGUGGAGUACCACACGCCCUGGUACCUGUUCGAGCUCUUCCCCUUCAUCCUGCUGGGGGUGUUCGGAGGCCUGUGGGGAGCCUUCUUCAUCCGGGCCAACAUCGCCUGGUGCCGCCGCCGCAAGUCCACACGCUUCGGUAAGUAUCCGGUGUUGGAGGUGAUCACGGUCGCUGCCAUCACUGCUAUUGUGGCGUUCCCGAACCCGUACACGCGGCAGAACACCAGCGAGCUGAUCAAAGAGCUGUUCACGGACUGCGGGCCGCUGAAGUCGUCCCUGCUCUUCCAAUUUUUAGGUAAGUAUCCGGUGUUGGAGGUGAUCACGGUCGCUGCCAUCACUGCUAUUGUGGCGUUCCCGAACCCGUACACGCGGCAGAACACCAGCGAGCUGAUCAAAGAGCUGUUCACGGACUGCGGGCCGCUGGAGUCGUCUCAGCUCUGCCAGUACCGCAGCCAGAUGAACGGCAGUCAGGCGUAUUCCGAGGGAUCGGACGCCGCCGCCACCCCCGGCGUCUACUCGGCCAUGUGGCAGCUCAGCCUGGCUCUCGUCUUCAAAAUCAUCAUGACCAUCUUCACCUUCGGACUCAAGGUGCCGUCGGGUCUGUUCAUCCCCAGUAUGGCCAUCGGGGCGAUCGCGGGGCGUAUCGUGGGAAUCGCUGUGGAGCAGCUGGCGUAUUAUCAUCACGACUGGUUCCUGUUCAGAGAGUGGUGUGAGGUGGGCGCCGACUGCAUCACGCCGGGACUCUAUGCCAUGGUGGGCGCCGCCGCCUGUCUGGGCGGCGUGACGCGCAUGACGGUGUCUCUGGUGGUCAUCGUGUUCGAGCUGACCGGCGGGCUGGAGUACAUCGUUCCUCUCAUGGCGGCGGUGAUGACCAGCAAAUGGGUCGGCGACGCUUUCGGGAGGGAGGGGAUCUACGAAGCCCACAUCCGUCUGAACGGAUACCCCUUCCUGGACGCCAAGGAAGAGUUCACGCACACCACGCUGGCGCGGGAAGUGAUGCGUCCGCGGCGUAACGACCCGCCGCUAGCCGUGCUGACGCAGGACGACAUGACGCUCGCCGAGCUGCAGAACAUCAUCUCCCAAACCAGCUGCAACGGCUUCCCCGUCAUCGUCUCCAAAGAGUCGCAGAGACUGGUGGGCUUCGCGCUGCGCAGGGAUAUAACCAUUGCUAUAGAAAACGCCCGACGUAAGCAGGAGGGAAUAAUGCUGAACUCGCGGGUGUAUUUUACCCAGCAUGCCCCGACCCUCCCGGCCGACAGCCCGCGGCCGCUGAAACUGCGCAGCAUCCUGGACAUGAGCCCCUUCACCGUCACCGACCACACGCCCAUGGAGAUCGUGGUGGACAUCUUCCGCAAGCUCGGCCUGCGCCAGUGCCUCGUGACGCACAACGGGAUUGUAUUGGGCAUCAUCACAAAGAAGAAUAUUUUAGAACAUCUGGAAGAGCUCAAGCUGCACGUGGAGCCCUUGGCGCCUCCUUGGUAUUAUUACAAAAAAAGAUAUCCUCCGUCAUAUGGCCCAGAUGGCAAACCAAGACCCCGAGUCCAUAAUGUUCAACUAGCAUCCCCCUCUUCCCGCUACGAGGAAGAUGAGAGUGAAGAGGAGGUCCGUUUACUGGACAACUCAUCCCUCUGACCACACGCCCCUACGGUACCCUGAACCGCCCAAGUAUAUAAAAAACACUACGCCAGACGGGACCCCGUCCUCUGGAUACUUGCACAAGACUCCAAAACGAGUCUUUCGAGGCAGAGCCUGGCUGCUUGAAAAACUUUUGGGAGAAGCUCGAGUCUUGGACGCCCCAAGUGGAGGAACUUUCUCCAAACGCUAACACGCUAAACUAACUCUCACACGCGCAUGCAAAAACACCCACGACACCUCACGGGACCUGCUUGAUUGACCUCUUAGCCUCCUGCCUGAGAAAAUGCGUCCUAAAGAGGUGAAAGGUCAAGAUGAACCGCUGGAAACAAGGCGAGGAGGGACCUUUCGCCGCAGACCGCCAUGACCCUCACUGCCCCUCCCGAAAUGGACUCUUUAGCUUUGUUUACUUGUAGUGUGUGUGAGAGAUACAAGAAAGACGGUGAACGAGAUCGUGUUUGAACGCGCCCCAACAUUCCAGUUGGGAUCUGAUGCAGUGAAGCCGAAGAAACGUCGAAAAGUGUCCCGUACGUAAUGGAUACGUUGCCCAUGCAAGUGAUUUUUGCGAGCGAUCCGUGAAGAUCAAGUAUUCAGCAUUGCGAAAAGAUCAAGCAUACAAGCGUGGGUUUUGUGAUACCUAGCGAAAGGAUGUUGGGAGGAGAACAGGGUGUACAUCGUCUUAAUUAAUCAUCUUUAAUCUCAACACUACGACGGCCAGUCUAAACCGCAGUGGGAUUGUGGGUAACGAGCCAAACGAGUCUGUCUGGCAGGUCUCUGAGUGCCCACACUUUAUGAAGUUUUGUGCUUUUCGUUACUGGGGAUGAAAAACCAAGACGCUUUUCUUUUACAGCUGCUAUCUUGGCUAUUAUAUUUAAAUGUACUAAGCAACUCCUAAUAGUUUGAAAAUCAAAAAAUGUGACUUGACCAACUUUUUUUAACUUUGCAAACAAGCAUUAAUGUUCAAACUGGUGAAUGUUGGCUCCAGUGCAGUUUAAAUUUCCCAUUCUCUUGUAUGCUCACAUUUCAUCUCACGUGAUUUAACCGUGUCUACUGCUGUUCAUCCUCGUCUGAUUAAUCAAAUGUUUGAUUGCCCUGAAAUCUUACAUUAAACAUCUCAAAUUGUUUAUCCGCAUCUGACGGCUAUCUAAGAACAGGCUCUAAAUGAUAAAUCCCACGAAGAAAUGCCCAGGUCAUAUUUCAUCCCAAAAUAAAAUAUGUAUUUUGUGUAAUGAAAAUGAAGCCCAUUUUGAACCCUAACCCAUUUUAAAUUUCAAAUGAUGCAUAUUUUACCCCCGAAUAGUUAUUUUGAGAAAUUUUAUGUGAAAAAAUAUUGUUCCCAGUACUGAACCAUCAAGCCAAAUUGUCAUGAAAACCAUGUCAAAAUGCAUGUAAAAAUCUUGGUCCUAAAACCAAGCUUCAUUAUGCUAAAUAUUAUUUCCUUUUAAUACAAGGCUGAAAUAUGACCCAGACAUUUUUUAUGACACUAAACAACUACAUGUAAAUACAGGCUAACAACUAAACUGUUUUUGGAGAUGCCAGAUGAUUCAGAUUCAGGCACGACUGCACCGUUUCGUAUUGGCACUGAAAAAGCGAUGAUGAAAUAUGACUGUUAGAGAUCGUUAGAAUGGAAACUCUAGUUCAUUUGUGCUUGCUCCUGUUGCCCCUUCAUUUUUUUUCCCCCUGAGAAAUACAUGGCACAGUUUUGUGUAAAUUUGACACUUGUGGUAACCAUUGCUGUAUGUUAAACUGCAUAUACUAACCUACCAGUUGCACUACCAUCUGUUUUUUCUUAAAUUUAAUUUUGAAUUACAUAUUCGCAUGGUCAUUUCUUUUCCAAAAGAAGGCCGAGGUGUUGUCUUUUAACUGAUUGGUGAAAUUCUGUCCUUUUCCUUUGUUUCCAUGGUGAUUACCACCCCCAUUUUUUUUUUGUUAUACUAGUGCUAGAGUUGUACAAUAUGGAGAAUUUUAUGUAUGAUUGAUUUGAUUGUACAUUAAAAAAAACACAAAUAUGUAAAGAUUAAA
Sinocyclocheilus rhinocerous is the source of this 4909-nucleotide messenger RNA. Its product is annotated as H(+)/Cl(-) exchange transporter 3-like. Gene Ontology annotation, molecular function: voltage-gated chloride channel activity. Gene Ontology annotation, biological process: chloride transport; transmembrane transport. Gene Ontology annotation, cellular component: Golgi apparatus; synaptic vesicle; early endosome. Lineage: Eukaryota; Metazoa; Chordata; Actinopteri; Cypriniformes; Cyprinidae. The transcript is spliced from 16 exons. The record is from RefSeq and is a predicted model, not a curated record.